This is a messenger RNA of Sphaeramia orbicularis (orbiculate cardinalfish), 437 nucleotides long. RefSeq names its product dpy-30 histone methyltransferase complex regulatory subunit (gene dpy30). Gene Ontology annotation, cellular component: Set1C/COMPASS complex. Bases 42 to 356 code for a protein of 104 amino acids. The transcript has 5 exons. NCBI's taxonomy places the organism in Eukaryota, Metazoa, Chordata, Actinopteri, Kurtiformes, Apogonidae. The record is from RefSeq and is a predicted model, not a curated record.
CGACCCACGCCAGGCAACUUACGUACAUACCCACAACAAACAUGGCGGACGAUCAUACAGAUGCAGAUCAGUCCAUGGAGACACACGCACCCGUUUCUGAAAACCCUCACACAGAGUAUGGCCUGACGGAAAACAUCCAGAGGGCGGUGGAGAAUGAGAAGGUGAGCGCAGACAAGAUGCCGAAGCAGAAGGUGGACCUCCAGGCGCUGCCAACCCGGGCCUACCUAGACCAGACUGUGGUCCCCAUUCUGCUGCAGGGCCUGUCGGUGCUGGCCAAAGAGAGACCUCCAAACCCCAUCGAGUACUUGGCCACAUUUCUGCUCAAGAACAAAUCACAGUUUGAGGAGAGGAAUUAGAUAUUUCAUCCAGUAGAACCUGUUUCAGCUCAUGUUUGUUAAUGUACUGUUUCUUUUUUAAUCCACAUUAAACAUAUUGAU